Molecule: messenger RNA, 890 nt
Organism: Spirometra erinaceieuropaei
Lineage: Eukaryota; Metazoa; Platyhelminthes; Cestoda; Diphyllobothriidea; Diphyllobothriidae
Source: the annotation of a GenBank genome assembly
GGUUAGCUCCUAUUAUUUCUAAUCCUUGCCUCUGUCUCAUACCGUGACUGGUAUUACUGAAUAAUUGACAUUACUGCACAGACUAGACGUACCACGUCUUCCCUGGUAACUUCGUAUCUUGUUGGUUUUCCUCUUUUAAUUUCUCCUUAUUGGUUCACGGUAGAUUUGGGUUUACGUUAUUCCACAGGCAGUACACCAUAACACUGUGUAACUCUUGAUCCGGUCGUGCUUUGGAUUCUCACCCUUCAAGGUCGAUUUCGGGCAUUGACCUAUCGUGAUAGGAGUCCAAGAGUUAAGCUGGUCCCCUACCUGUUCGGCCAACUAUAUUGGUAGUUUUCCUACGCCUUGCCAUUUGGUCUGCCUAUUAAACCAGGACUGGGAAUAUACGGACAAUGCGAUUUCCCUAAUGGGGUCGUCAUGAAUCUUAUCCAUGAGUAGGAGACUAGACGGACUAUUCUGCGGCUUCUUUGUUUUCCGAGUAGUUUAUAGUAAGAAUUUAGUUCCACGCUGGGGAUCACUUUAACUCGUCAUAAUCCUCAUAUUUCUGCAACUCUUUGCAGCCUUGGUCAGAAUGCAUCCAGAACAUAUUUGCGAAUGUGUUGUUCCGAUUCAAGACCCCUCGAACACAAUAUCUGUUCUGUAAACUCUACUGUUUCCGUAGCUUGCCAAGUUCUCUGCAUCUUACAAAAUGCCUAAAUCUUCCUGUGCGGGAACUCGACUAAUCCCGACAAAGACUUGAUAUGCCGCGGAGUAAGACCCAUCUUUUUUUUUUUAUUCAGCGUAUGCCAGCCUACUUUGAGCCGGCCAGUGUGAAGAUCGACAUGGUUUUGCCUCAACCGCCCACGGAGAAGGAGGCAGAAGAGCUGCCACCAAAGGAACCGAUCGUCUAG